Molecule: messenger RNA, 387 nt
Organism: Erigeron canadensis
Lineage: Eukaryota; Viridiplantae; Streptophyta; Magnoliopsida; Asterales; Asteraceae
Product: thionin-like protein 2
Exons: 2
Coding region: 1-387 (128 amino acids)
Source: RefSeq, a predicted model, not a curated record
AUGGAGGACAAGAAAAUAAUGAUCUUGACGAUGAUGAUAACAAUGAUGGUCGUGGGGAUGAAGACGAUUGUAGCGCAGAAUGCUACAACCCCCACUCCUAUUCCUUUCACUAGUUGUUAUAGCAGGUGCUUCUUCUUUUGUAUGAUCGAACCCCAGAAUAUGUGCACAUGUACCUCAACAUGUCUCAAAAAAUGCCUCGACACGCCUGCUGCUACGCCAAUGGCUAUGGAUGAACAUACACUAAAUCUUGGUUAUUGCAAGCUUGGUUGUGCCACUUCUUUGUGCUCUAACAUUAGCCAACUAAACAAUCCUAAUGUACAAAGUAUGGGAAGAUGCGUGGAUUCUUGUUCUAAUAAGUGCACAAUUAGUUAUUAUUUAUCACCUUAA